AUGCUUACUCUACAAUUUGGGCAAUGUGGAAACCAACUAGGCCAUGCAUUAUUCUCAAAGAUAUCAGCUGACUUGGAAUGUGCAAAUACAGGUGUACCUCAUAAUAUAAACUAUCAGUAUUCAGAAGAUACAUUUAAUAAAUGGUUUAAUGGUAUAUCUAAAGAAGGCAAACAUUUAGCAAGGGCAAUUCUUGUAGAUACAGAACAAAAAGUAAUAAAAAAGAUGUGGAAUAAUACAACUAUUCCAUGGAUGUAUUGGACCAAAAAUGUAAUUUGUCAAUCUGGAGGAGGUUGUGCAAAUAAUUGGGCAUAUGGUUACAUGAUAAAAGGACAUGAGUUAAAAGAUGAAAUAUUAAAUUCUGUAAGACAAGAAAUAGAAAGAAUGGAUCAUUUUGAUGGGUUUCUUUUACUCUUAAGUUCAUCAGGUGGUACAGGAUCUGGAAUUGGAAGUUAUAUUGCAAAAUUAUUACGCGAAGAAUAUAAAUCAAAACCUAUCAUUACCACAACAAUAUUACCAUUUUCAUUUGGUGAAGUAUCCACACAGAACUAUAACACAUUGUUCACGUUGGCAAAACUUUACAAUCAAAGUGAUAUGAAUAUUAUAAUUGAGAAUGACCAAAUACAUGAUAUAUGUAAAACUCUGUUAAAAAAGUUUACAACAAGUUUACAAGAUAUGAAUGAAAUUAUUUCAGAGAAGUUAUUAGCUAUCUUACAACCCAUAAAUUCUAUAAAACAUAGUAUAAAUUCAUUAGUGUCUCAAAUAGCAUCACAUCCUUGUUAUAAAUUGGCAACAAUCAAGAGUACUCCACAUAUAUCUACAAUGUCUUUAAAAUAUGAACCUAUAUAUAAUUGGAGUUCAUACACACAUCAUCUGAAACAGACUCUUCGAAUAUCAAAUUCCGAUUCAAAAUUAACUAAUGUUGAAUUGAAACUACCAUCCAAUCUAUUAAGUACAACCACCCACCAUGUAUACACAUGUUCAGUAUCAAAUCUCCUAGUAACACGUGGUACCACAACAGAUAAUAAUCUUGUUGUACCUAAUGAAUUUAAAGAUAAACAUUUAUAUACAGACUGGAACACAACUGAUUGUUUCUCACAUUUACACCAAGAACGAAAAUUCUUAAAUUAUGACAAAUUUCUUGGCCUGAUUACCAAUAACUCCCAAAUUUCCUAUCCUUUGGACAUACUCUUAAACAAAACUUGGAAUUCUUAUAUUCAUGCUGCAUUUUUACAUCAGUAUAAACGAUUUGGUUUAGAAGAGGAUGAUUUUCUACAAGCAUUUUCAGUAAUUGAAAAUGUUGUGAAAGAAUACAAAGAACUAACAUAA
This is a messenger RNA of Dufourea novaeangliae, 1326 nucleotides long. Its product is annotated as tubulin delta chain-like. Gene Ontology annotation, cellular component: microtubule; cytoplasm. Gene Ontology annotation, molecular function: structural constituent of cytoskeleton; GTP binding. The transcript has a single exon. Gene Ontology annotation, biological process: mitotic cell cycle; microtubule cytoskeleton organization. The coding region runs from base 1 to 1326 and encodes 441 amino acids. Lineage: Eukaryota; Metazoa; Arthropoda; Insecta; Hymenoptera; Halictidae. The record is from RefSeq and is a predicted model, not a curated record.